Nicotiana tabacum (common tobacco) is the source of this 1492-nucleotide messenger RNA. Lineage: Eukaryota; Viridiplantae; Streptophyta; Magnoliopsida; Solanales; Solanaceae. The record is from RefSeq and is a predicted model, not a curated record.
AUUGUGCAUGCCAUUGUUGCAGGGUUAAAGGAGCUUGAUUUGACUGGAAACCUGCUUUCUGACUGGAGGGAAAUUGCUGCAAUCUGUAAAGAGUUACCGGCUCUCAUAACUCUGAACUUAUCAUACGACAUCAUGUCUCACAAUAUAAGUGGGAUGCCCCUGCUAAACCACAUCAAAGUUUUAGUUUUGAAUCACACUGGUAUAAGCUGGAAACAGGUUGAAAUGCUUAAAGACUCUCUCCCUCUUGCUGAAGAGCUUCAUCUGAUGGGAAACAAACUGAGAGAAAUAGCGCCAUUAUCUUCAGAUAUUGUUCAUGGAUUUGAUUAUCUUCGUCUUCUCAAUUUGGAGAAUAACUUUAUAGUCGCUUGGGAUGAAAUCUUGAAGCUGUCACAGUUAAAAAGAUUGGAACAGCUCUUUUUGAAUAACAACUGUAUCGGCCGUAUCUGGUACCCUGAUCAUAAUUCAUCAUCUGAAACACCCAAUGGUCAUGAACUUCUUGGGGAAAGCUUUAGGCCUUUCCAGAAUCUCCGUUGCCUUCUUGUGGGUGGGAACAAAAUUGAAGAUCUUGCUUCUAUUGAUUCUCUUAAUUUUUUCCCUAAUUUGUUGGAUAUAAGGCUUUCUGAGAAUCCUAUAGCAGAUCCAGGGAAAGGUGGUGUGCCCCGGUUUGUUUUGAUUGCUCGCCUUGCUAAAGUUGAAACUUUAAACGGAAGCCAGGUUAGUCCUCGAGAGAGGAAGGAUUCUGAAAUUCGGUAUGUCAGAUUGGUCAUGUCUAAAAGCCAUGAUAAUGCAGAGGAAAUUAAGAAGCUUCACCCCAGAUUUGCAGAGCUGAAAUCUUUUCACGGGAUUGAGGAUCAAAAGGCUGCAAGUGGAGCUACGGGUCCACAAAAAAUGGCAUCAGGGCUCAUUUCUAUUACUCUGAAGUGUGUUGCAGCAUCAAUUGGUGAAAAGGCCCCAUUGACUAAAAAGCUGCCUGCGACAACUACGGUGGGCAAGCUGAAAAUCCUUUGUGAGAGUUUCUUCAAGAUAAAAUCUAUUAAGCCAAAGUUAUUUCUUCGGGAAGAGGGUUCCCCAUUCCCAACUCUGCUUGAUGAUGAUAUGGCAUCAUUAAUUGACUUUGGAGUUGGCAAUGAAUCAACUAUUCUUGUGGAUGAAGAUUGUUAAUGUCAUAAGAAAUCAUGGAACGUCCAGUGAAAGCUUCAUUGUCAACACAAAAUACAUUCUUGGAAUCUCUUUGGAAUUUGAGAAUGUCUCGUGCAUUUAGUUCUCUACUCCAAAAAUAUUUUUAUCAGCAUACUCUCUUCCUACUCUUGCCCUUUUCAUCACUCUCAAAAGAUAAUUGUACCAGCUUGCAGGAUGUUUGGUUGGUUGUCUGGCCUAUGCAUGUAGAUGUAGAUGUAGAUGUAGAUGAAGCUUUUGUGACACUACAAUAUACCUUCACUAACAUUUCAAAACUUGGAAUAGUAUAUAAAUCUAGUGUUUUUAAGAGCGAAAA